This is a messenger RNA of Patella vulgata (common limpet), 1116 nucleotides long. Its product is annotated as probable ATP-dependent RNA helicase ddx42. The record is from RefSeq and is a predicted model, not a curated record. Gene Ontology annotation, molecular function: serine-type endopeptidase activity. The coding region runs from base 7 to 1092 and encodes 361 amino acids. NCBI's taxonomy places the organism in Eukaryota, Metazoa, Mollusca, Gastropoda, Patellidae. The transcript is spliced from 5 exons.
UCCAUCAUGAAAAUCUUCAUACUUCUUGCUAUUGUGGGGUUUGUUUUAGUCUCCAGCAAACCAUUUAGGGAAUCGAAAAGAGAGAAACGAGCAGUAUGUUCUACAACAACUUACGAUAAACCAGAAGGAAAUAUAGUAUCCCAUGGCGACUACGGACUUUACAACUACAUGACCAAUCAAGAUUGCACAUAUAUUAUCAAAGUUGAAUCUCCAAGCAAAUUAUUUCUAAACUUUCAUCAGGUGGCUUUAGAAGGAGAUAAUCCCUCAUGUCCUUAUGAUUAUGUGAAAAUUGUGUCAACAAACGAGAUAUUUUGUGGAGACGCAGCAAAGAAUUUUGAAUUCGACAAUAUAGACAGUGAUUUUACAAUCAAAUUUCAUUCUGAUAGCUCGGUCCAGUUUGGUGGAUUCAUUGCAUCUUACAGAAUAGAGCCACUGUUUCAAGCAGCACCAUUCAUUGCGAAUACUACAGCAAACAUUACUACGUCAUGGCCAAACUGGAACACCACUACCCCAUGGCCGAACUGGAACAACACCGGGAACAGCACAGGAAAUCACACUACAUCGUGGCCUAGUUGGAACACUACUACAUCAUGGCCGAACUGGAACAACACAGGUAACAGCACGGGAAAUACCACUGCAUCAUGGCCGAGUUGGAACACUACUACCCCAUGGCCGAACUGGAACAACACCGGGAACAGCACGGGAAAUACCACUGCAUCAUGGCCGAGUUGGAACACUACUACAUCAUGGCCGAACUGGAACAACACAGGCAACAGCACGGGAAAUACCACUACAUCAUUGCCGAGUUGGAACACUACUACAUCAUGGCCGAAUUGGAAUAACACAGGCAACAGCACGGGAAAUACCACUACAUCAUGGCCGAAUUGGAACACCACUACCUCAUGGCCAAGCUGGAACACUACCACGUCAUGGCCAAGUUGGAACACUACCACGUCAUGGCCCAACUGGAACAUCACCGGGAACGGUACUUUCCCCUUAAAGAAUUUUUCCACACUGAUUAACAUGUUAAAUGGUACCUAUGUAAACGUCUUGGUUCUCAAUUACCAAGGCUACAAUAACGUAGAUUUGUAAACUAAUGGAAGAUAUUAAAGUUAG